Molecule: messenger RNA, 1733 nt
Organism: Juglans regia (Persian walnut)
Lineage: Eukaryota; Viridiplantae; Streptophyta; Magnoliopsida; Fagales; Juglandaceae
Product: receptor-like cytoplasmic kinase 176
Exons: 6
Coding region: 281-1528 (415 amino acids)
Biological process (GO): protein phosphorylation
Molecular function (GO): protein kinase activity; ATP binding
Source: RefSeq, a predicted model, not a curated record
UUUUCUUUUAAUUAUUAUGAAGCAGUUGCAUGCAAUAUGUCUCGUGGAGAGGGAGGUGACUCAGGUGAGAGAGGAUUGAAGCAUUUUAACUGGCGAUUCUCUAUGCAAGUGAUAGUAAAGCUUUUGCUCUCACACUUGAAUACUCGCCUUCACUUCAGGGGUUUGGUCGGUUUGACUUUCCCUGCUUCAAGUUGUUCAUAUUUGGCUUGCUAUCCAACGCUGAAGAAGUUGCAGAGAGUCUAGAGUAGAGAAGAGAGAGAGGAGUGAAGCUUUCGAAUCUAUGGGCUCGUGUUUUAGCGUUAGGAUCAAAGCUGAGAGCCCUCUUCACAAUGAUGUGAACUCCACAUAUGGAAACAAAGAAGGGAACGAUUUGAGUAGUACAAGCAGCAAGGCUUCACCUGUCUCAGUGCCUACAACUCCUCGGACAGAGGGUGAGAUCUUGCAGUCUUCCAAUUUGAGAAGCUUCUCCUUUAAUGAACUCAAAACAGCCACCAGGAACUUUCGUCCCGAUAGUGUAUUGGGUGAGGGCGGUUUUGGUUGUGUUUUUAAAGGAUGGAUCGAUGAGCGUUUAUUUACAGCUGCCAAGCCUGGGACUGGUAUGGUUAUUGCCGUGAAGAGGCUUAACCAAGAAGGUUUCCAGGGUCACCAGGAAUGGUUGGCAGAAAUAAAUUACCUGGGGCAGCUGCAUCAUCCAAAUCUAGUGAAAUUGGUUGGUUACUGCUUGGAAGAUGACCACCGGCUUCUGGUAUAUGAAUUUAUGGCCCGUGGUAGCUUGGAGAAUCAUCUUUUUAGGAGGUCUUCUUAUGUUCAACCACUUUCUUGGAGCCACCGCAUGAAGAUCGCACUAGGUGCUGCUAAGGGCAUAGCGUUUCUUCACAGUGACAAAGUGCAAGUGAUCUAUCGAGAUGUCAAAUCUUCUAACAUCCUGCUAGACAGUAACUAUAAUGUGAAACUGUCCGAUUUUGGGUUGGCCAAGGAUGGUCCAACAGGCGACAAAAGCCAUGUCUCUACAAGGGUUAUGGGGACCUAUGGGUAUGCAGCGCCCGAGUAUAUGGCUACAGGUCAUUUAACUAGCAAAAGUGACGUAUACAGUUUUGGGGUUGUUCUCCUAGAAAUAUUAUCUGGCAAACGAGCAAUGGACAAGAACAGGCCAGGUAGAGAACACAAUCUAGUUAAUUGGGCCAAGCCUUACCUUACCAGCAAACGAAAAGUUUUCGAAGUGUUUGAUGCUCGUAUCCAAGGCCAGUAUUCAUUCUCUGCAGCACUGAAAGCAGCCAACCUUGCAAAUCAAUGCUUAUCAGUAGAACCCAAGUUCAGGCCAAACAUGGUUGAGGUGGUCAGAAUAUUGGAGCAACUUCAUGAUUCGAAUGACGUCGGAUGCUCUCAAAAUGAACACCACCGAAUUUCUACUCGAAAAUCAACUGGCAGCGGUCCCAAUUCCAAACAUCGCAGGAUGAGUGCCGAUGAAGCUUGCAAUGAGAAAGCUACUUCUUAUCCCAGACCAUCUACUUCUCGCCUUCAUAUAUGAAACAAGAAAAAAGCAUUCGGCACAUGCUUUUUUAUUAUAUUUAUUCACUCCCAAAGAGGAAAAAAAAAAAAAGAAGCAGCAAGAAUAAACGGAUGGUUGAUUGGAUGAACAUCAUAUCUUGUGCUCGGCGUAUGUAUUACCGCUAUUGACUUCUGUACAGUUCUUGUUUUGUUAAUGAUUUAAAAAAAUCGUGUUAACUUUCAUA